AUGCUUCCGUUCAAGGUUCUCUCAAUGGAGGAGACAGUCAUAGGUCAGUUCGUCAGAGCAUAUGCAACCAGUGCUCAGAAGGGCUCAAUUGACUGUCUGCACUUAGCUGCGAACCCGAUCUCAAAAAAUGGGUAGGUUCGGCAUACACACAGGGCAGUCGUAAGAACCUCGGAGCUGCACUGCUGCAGACAGCGACGCCCAAAAGGUCGUGCUGUUUAUCGCAACUCCACUGUCACGGUAGAGUUUGUCCAGUAAGAUUGUUGUUUUUAAGGUGAACCUACGUAUCCGGGGCCUAAGAAGGCGCAAGGAAAAUUUACACCGUUCAGUAUGUCAAUACGCAGGUCAGUCAGUGGUUUUGCUAAGAGACUGCCCUGUGUGCGGGCAGAGUGAGACAAGGGAGACUAGAAUGUCCACUUCUGGCCUUAUAGCCGUCAUCAAGCAGCCACACCAAACCCCAAUAUUGGAACCCCUAGAAUUCGGGUCGGGGAUCCUUGGUCAAUAAGUCGAAGGCUUUAUCAGUUGAGUAACGAGCUUCUUGUUCUGUCGGUUGCGAUCUGGAAGAUUGGCAGUAAUCUCGUUUUUGCCUAUACUACUAGUUGCUCUGCGACUGCCCGUGGGGCUUUUAUAGGGUUCCACCAGCUGCCAGAGAAAUGUCACGAAAUGCGGGCAUACAUCUAAAAUGCAAUCGAGGACAUGACGAAAGCUUUUGACACGGCAAACUAGGGUAGACACUGGAAAACCAUACAGAAAGCCGGAUGUCCUGAGCAGUUCACGCACAGGGUGCUUCAACUCCACGACCGCAUAAUGGAGUGUGUCGCAGACCGUUCGACCAUCUAAGAAGCAUAGGCAAUAACCAACGUAUAGAGCAGGGUUACAUACUUACUCCCACCCUCUUCAGCCUUGUGUUCUCUGCACUGCUGAUGGACACCUACAGUACGUGACCUAUGUCAUGAAACCUGGUGACGGAAACUGAUGUGAGAAUUUCUGGACGUCUUUAACUUUGAGUAUUCGCUUGCUCAUCCAGCCCCUUCGAUGAAAUGUCCUUUUCUUGUGCAGAAAUUGUGUUUACGUAAGUAUAUCCAGCAAAAUAUUAAUAAAUUUUAGCGAAAAUGGACGUUGCAAUGUAUUUGUGCAAUUUCCUAUGCUAAUACCUAUCCUAGACUUCGGCUGCGCAUCCGAGCGUGUUUCUCAUUGAAAGGAGAGUAAUUUGCCCGCGAGAGUUUUAAUAAACAGAGGUUGCCAGAUUUGAAAAUUUACUUUAUGUCCGAUGCUAACCGUGGUAAUCAACUUGCUAAAACAAAGGUUAUUUUAAGAGAACCAUAUGUUCUAUCGAUUUUUAAAAGUCCUUUUAACAGGUCAACAGAGUGCGAUAUUAAAGCACUUCUCAAAGAUGUGACUUACUAGAGAAAGUUUUCUUAUUGAUCGAAGGCGUAUUCGUUGCUGUAUUUCGUUAUGGACUGCCGUUUUAUUUGAAAAUGAAGUCUCAUGUUUGAAUGAGUCUUUAAAUGUGACCUAAACCUCCUUCCUUAUGAAAAAGAUCGCCCAAACACUCACUAAUCCGGUAAACGCCUUCAAGAAGUAUCUUAUUUUAGAGUUUGUAACAGAAAGAUUUGGAAAGAAAUUCGGAAUUUGUCUUUAUGGGCGAUGGGAGGGGGGGGAAGGGGGGACACUGAAAAUAAUGAAGUAUUCAGCAAUAUUUUAAGGCCGAUUUGAACCUCAACGAAAUCCAAAACGAACAAAAAGUGCAAAUUAAUUGGACGGAAGAAAAGUUCUCUCUACAGACACAAAAUGCUUUGUUUACGACCACGCCUGUCAGUUCUAUUUACAUUUAUUAGGUACCGAUCCGCCUGGCAGCAUGUGGCCCUAUGGAAACGUUUGUUCCAACGACGUCCCAAUUGGCGAAAUCAAGCAAAAUUCCGUUUCUCUUGUUAAACCGCAUCUCAUUCAACUCAAACAAGUCAUGAAUACCACGAAUCUCUGGAAGACUGUUUUGGAAUCUAUACUCAGAAUGUAGGCUGUUCUCAAACCGUCAUACAUGAAAUUGCACUAAUUCUUAAAGGAUAUUUAGAUACAAACUUCACUGAAACAUUAUUUUUGAACGUUAUUUUAUGUGUACUUUCAUAUUUACUACGUUUUUUGCACGAGAAGAGAGUCUAUACAUCUAAAAGCAAAGUUUACUACAUUAAGACCAUUUUUGUCGUUUUCGGGAUUUUUCGAUUUUCUAAAAACGGAAUUUUGGAGCAGGACAACACUGACUUCAUUAUUUCUUUCAUGUUUUUGAUUCUUUCAAAGCAGUACUUAAUUAACAUAGACGUUGGGUCCAUGAAUUGGUGUCGGUUUACGAGUGGUUUGCAAUCAUUCUUAAAGUUCGACAUAUAUCAUGGCUUUCCCUAGUCCUGUCAGCCACCUCUUCCAAACUCAGCGUCAGUUGGUUGACCGGCUCGGAAAGUCGACUGCAGCAAGGAAAAGGGUGCAAUGAGUGAGGUCGGCUCUCAGCGCAUAAUUCCCCACUAGAAACAAUCGAACGCUCUUAAAUCUACCACUAUGUGCUAAAAGCCGUGCCUUGGAAGGCUGCCAACUGACGGGAUAGCAUGUUUAUCAUCGGAGGAUGGAAGGCUAGGCUGCAAUGGCUCCUCCUUUUUGUGGUCUCUAUGGCAGUCCUAGUCAGUUGGGAUCCGGCCAUCCCCCUUUUUCUUGUUGUAUAAAAUUCUGGUUCCUUUUUACGUGGUUGAGCAGGGGGUGGGGGGGUGGUACGCCUAGGUGCGGUUUUCCUGUCGUGUCAGCUACCUGCUCUCUCUUCCACCUCUAGUGUUCUUGAAUCUGUCAUAAUACAAGGUUCAUGUGGGAGAGCAGGAGGGAGUGCGAUUGAUGCUAUACACGUCUACUAUUACUAUAAACUUACGUACACGCAAGUCACAGUCCCUGCUAUCAUCCCGCUGUGGGUCACACAGUGGUCAUCGCCGGAAGCGACGGUCGUAUUGUCACAUCAAGCGGAAAGGCACAACGAAACGAGCAUGUCCCGUAUCGCGAUCGGUGAACGCAAUUCAAACAUAGUUGAUUUUCCCGAUCGGAACCGAGAGGACAACGAGCCCUGGGUCAAUGAUUAAGGCAUUCGUCUCGACGACCUAUGGUCCCCAGUCUGAAUUGCAGAUCAUCCCAAAUUGGGGUUGGGUGUGGCUGGCUGAUGACGUCAAAUAAGCCAGAAAUAACGACCCCAGUCUCCCAUGUCUUUGUCGAUAAUAACAUUCAGCACAUACUCGACAAUGCCCUGUUCAAAGCUUAGUCAUUGGAGAAAGCCCGUUAGUCAGCGAAUCCAAUCCGAUUUUUGAACUGUGACCAGUCCCUUGUAGUUUUGGUUAUAAUUACUCAGUAAAUGGGAAUUCCAAGUAGGAAGAGAUUGCCACCGAGCACCGUCGUGCCGCGCUGCCUCCACCGGGGCAAAAAUACCCGCCCCAUAGGAUGCAGUUUUUCCGAGCAUUUCUGCAGAAUCUCAUACACUCUCAAUCAGCCGGUCCAGUCAAUAGCAGGACCUCAAUCAGACUGAGAAGGAGUGAAAAUACCCUAGGUGACGAUGAGCAACCAAUUCAGGCAGCUUCCAAACUUUCCUAAUUGAUAUUCAAAGUUGAUCGACAAUUGUAUUGAAGGUCUGGCAGUAUGGAUGUUUACGUUGUGCACAGACCGUGGAGGUCCAAUGUGGCAUUGACUAUAUCUACCCUUGUUGGAGCAACAGCAGCAACCUGUGACCGUUUUUGUUCAUUUCACCUGGUGUUUCUCCAGGACGGUGUUUUAUUGGAUGCUGCUAGCAAUCUUCUGGGUCAAACGGAAAGCCAACAAGCAAUACAACACUAAGGCAAUGUAUGCAUACACGAAACGAGAGCGAAAUCACUUAAUGUCUACGUAACAAAUCCUUCUUCUUAUGCCUUCCCCUCGACAGGUUGUGGAUGAUAUGAGGGUUGGGGGACGACGACGACGACAGGGAUUUCCUACACGUAAUGUCGAAUUAAUUUCCAAACUCCUUGAACGAUGUGCAAUUAAGAUUUUGAAAAUUUAAUUGUCAAAAUCAUGUUCGACUUCGGAAGUCCUAGUUUGGGUGACAAAUUGGCCUGCAGCAAUGGGAAAGGCGUGCGGAGAUAGGGAGUUUUCAAACAGCCUAGCCCUUCUCCAAACGUGCACAGGAUGAAAAGAGGGCGACUGAGUGGAACGGACUUAGAUUGAAAAGAAAAUAGGAGGCAGUAUAACGAGGCACUUUCCAUGGAUCCCGUAGACGGACAAGUUGGCCAAUAAAAGAAGACAAUCGCACGAAGCGUCCAUGGUGAUCAGACAUCCUUUGUCUUUUGUGACGCGAAGAAGAAACGAGAUUUGGAGCAAAGUUAGUCCUAAUCCUGCUGUGAUGGGUCUUAUUCUUCAAGCUAUAAUUUCGACCAGUUUUUCUUAGACUGUGUGCACAUGUACCUGAAUCCACAUGAAAAAUUGGUUAGUCAUUUCGUUUCAGGACAGUGAAGAUUGAUUAAGAGAAGACCAUCGGAGCUGUCAAGUCAAGACCACAAUCACCGAAUACAUAAGUGAAGAGUCUGCACUGUACCAGCCAGAGCACCAGUAUUUCCCAUGACGCACCAGCCAGGUAAGUUUAUUGUUUGACCUGCUCCCCUGGGAACCGGACACAACACCUUAUUAAGUAUGUAAGCCACGAUCACGUCCUGAAAACUGACGUGAGUGGGAUGGGUUCUUCGACGAAACCCAGUCCUCUCACGGCGGCAGGACGCCUCGACAAUGUUUCUGUUCAAAGCUUACUCAAGGGAGAAGGCAAUCGUAGGCCAGUUCGUCAACGUAUCCGCAAACACCACUCCGAAGGUUCGACCGACUGUCCGCGUUUAGCUGUAGAUCUGAUCUCAUAAGGAAUAAGCUCGGCGUGUACACGAUGUAGUCACAAUUUCCUCGAAACUGCAGAGUUGCAGACGGCUACGUUCAACAGGUCGUGCCGUGCAUCUUACCUCCUCUCUUGCUGUGAAGCUUGUCCAGUAUGAUCGUUGUUUCUGUAGCGAACCUUCGUAGUCAGGGCCUAGUAAGACGCAAGGAAGAUUUGCACUCGUCAGUAGGUCAGUGCUCAGGUCAGUCAAUGUUUUUGUUAGGAAGGUUGGAGACUGCCGUGUUUAACAGCCGUUAGGUUCCCGCCCCGACAAUACCAUGUCGGUGACAUGCAUCUGGCUGAUAGAGCUACCUAACCGGUUAACGAGGCAACCAAAUCUGCAUGAUUGCUCUUACCCGCCGCCACUCAAAAAAUGCCCGAAUAUCAUCUCUGGAUCCCUACUCCAACGAAUUUAUGACUGUUAAAUUAACCCCGACUUUGAGUAGAAAAGAAGAGGAGGUUGACUGAAGUUGGCGCACAAAAGAGUAUGCAGUGCAAAGGAGCAGAUGAGUGGAAGUUAGAGAUGAAGGAGAUAAUGUGAUCUUAGUUCUGAAUGUUUGACAAAAGUCUCCCCAACAUUGUGCUUUAGGGGAAGCCAAAACGUCCGUUUCUCUUUCUCUCUCUUUCUUGAUUAGUGAACUAUGCUUGUCGUGCAAAGCUUAAUUCGCUCUCAACACUCUGUGUAUUAAUGUAACCUCGAGACUGUCAUGCAGUAUCACGAGCACACAAGGAAUCGCAUUGAUAGCAUAGGCGGCAAAUAAUUAGUCUCCUGUGGUAAAGGAGAAAAUUGUUUGUGGGCGGACAGAAGGGACUGGGAAAUGGCAGCACGCCUUGAGAAACCCGCUGAAUAAUUUUGACGAGAAUAGGAAAGGGGGGGGGCGAGGGGGCUGCCUUUUAUAUUCCAAUUAAGGAAAUAGCAUUACUGAUGAUGAUGAUGAUGAUGAUGAUGAUGAUGAUGAUGAUGAUGAUGAUGAUGAUGAUGAUGGUGGUGGUGAUGAUGAUGAGAAAGAAUCUAGAGAGUUUGUGUGUGCCUGCUGGGUCGUUUGGCUGAUCUGACACCAGCCCCCACAUUCGGUCUUCAACGCACCCUAGGCUGGACACUUCGUAGUUAUGUUUGUUUUCUGUUAGCUGACCCACCCUUGCAAGACGUGCAUUUGUGAAAUCGAUCGGACGCACAGGGGCAAAACAACAUUCCCUCGCUCAAAAAAUCUCACACACAGUUGACUGGUAUGCCUACCCUAACUCUCAUGGGGAACGUUUUACCCAAGAAGUGACUGCCAUUUAGGUGAUUCACGUCUCUCUCUCUCUCUCUCUCUCUCUCUCUCUCUCUUUUCAGGGGUGGUCGCUUACCCGAGUUCAUACAUCGUCUGACGAUGGGCCAGUAUGCAGCACAGCUGCUUGUGAGUAAGGUAUAGGAUCAAGACAGCUUGGGAAGCUUUUUCUUAGUGGAAGUUUUGGAUAGUCUUUGACAAUCUGCCCGCGUAGUCUCUUGGGAGGCUGAAACGUAAGAGUGCCUCAAAAUGCCUUCGGAGGUGAAUUACACACCUCCACUCAGGCUGAUGAGAUGGGAGAGUAGGCUUAUAUUUUCAAGUAGGCGAAAUUUCCGACGAAAAUAACUCGAAGUGGCAUGGCCUACCACAAGUGAGGAAUGUAGGUGUACUUGCUAUUUAAAUGAACAUUUGCAAUGAGAUCUUAAUUUCGCUUAAGGACGCGUGGACGCAGAAAACAAAGGGCCGCAGAAUUUGAACAUACGUGACGCAUAAUAUUAAACGACUAAUAAAAAAGAUUAUGUUAUGCGGCGAUUGACGUAUUACGAGGUAUACCCUUGUAAAAUGCAUGGUUUGCAUAAAAUUGAAAAAAAUAUUAGGUACUUUCGAGAAAUAUAAAUGAGUACAAACCAGCAGAAUUUUACUGGAUUCAGAUGCGACAAUGAGUCUCUGCUAGACAGAUUGUACAGCGUGGAUGUUACCUGAGAAUAAUCUAUUAAGACGAUGGUUGUUCUUGUACUAGGGAGCUCUUUUGCCCCGAACAAGGUCUUCUUGAUAAAAAGAAUGUAUUCUAAAGUAGUUUCAGACCCGACAAUCUCAUGCGAACAAACAUUUCAAAUUGCACGCGCGGAGGCCUUGCUCUAUGUUUAAUGUGACCCGAAAAGCACGGUAUGCAGACCCCUAUGGUGUAUGUCUGUGGAUUCGUGGGAAACCAUCGUCCUGAUGGAGGCGGAGGAGAAUGGCUGGCUGCCCAUGCGUCCUCGACAAUAUGCCCCCAUGGGCACUCAACUGUUUAUUGUACUCCUCGUAAAUCGUCACAUGGGCUGUGGCACGUGCAUCCCAGCAUUCCAAGACAAUCAACCAACAGCAGUUUCUGCAAACUGUCGUGUUGUUCCGGCAUACCCUAGUGCGAUUUUUACUGCAGAUGAUGAUUUGGGUCACUUUGUUGAUUUCCAUAAAGUUGAACUCUCAUAACUGAAGUUAGGCAGUCUUCCAAACGAAUUCCGACGUCGUAGUUAGGCUUUAAUAAUUAAGAGAAGACGUUAAGGCAACCACUAAGGCUGGGUCAAGUUUCUUCAUCUUCUACCUAACUAGAGUCACUGACAUUUAGUCCCCCUAUUUCCAAUGAAGUCAAGGCGACAGUAGCUAUCGACGACGGGAAGCCAGUACUAUGCAGUGACUAGGAAAGACUAUACGAUAGGUAACACUAAGAGCUCGAAAGACGAUAUUUACUUUGUAAGAAUUUCAUGCAAUAAGGAAAUUGUGCGACCCAAAUCUACUCAUAUUACAGGUGGCCCGGAGGGCUGUUACAGGAGAUCUAGCUAGAAGCCAGACCAAUCCAUGCUUUUCUACUCUAGUAGAAAAUCGUUAGUGCGAGGACAGAAGGGACAGGGAAAUGGCAGCACAAUUUGAGAAACCCGCUGAAGAAUUUUGACGGGAAUAGGGAAGAGGGAGUGCGAGGGUGCCGCCUUUUAAAGCAUCAUUGAUUAUGAUGAUGAUGAUGAUGAUGACGACGACGACGACGACGACGACGACGACGACGACGACGACGACGACGACGACGACGAAGACAACGACGAUGAUGAUGAUGAUGAGAAGGAAUCCAGAGAGUUUGUGCAUACCUGCUCGGUCGUUUGGCUGAUCUCGCACCAGCUUCCACUUUCGGUCUGCUAA
Spirometra erinaceieuropaei is the source of this 8067-nucleotide messenger RNA. The record is from the annotation of a GenBank genome assembly. Lineage: Eukaryota; Metazoa; Platyhelminthes; Cestoda; Diphyllobothriidea; Diphyllobothriidae.